AUGGAACAGAAGAAUCUAGAGAGAGGCGAAUUGAUGAUGCCCGAGAGUACUGUGGAGAACCAGAAGCCGGUGCGAAAAAAUGGAAAUAGAAUUAAGCGACCAGGUCCAGAGGAACGGAAACGAAACAAGACAACCAAGGCCAGGCAUGUAAAAUGUGACGAAACCAGACCGGCUUGCCUUCGAUGCCUGAGAAUAUCAGACGAAUAUUGCAAGGGAUAUGAGCACACCAUCAUUCCUCGAUGUGUUGCUGAAAGAAGGGUUUUGCUGCCGCUAUCUGUACUCAAAGCAGCUCCUGCAUUCGGUCGCCAUGGCAGUCAAGACGAAGUGGGUGCUUUUAGAGCCUACUGCGAAAAGGUGGCUCCCCGUCUGUCGUACUCCAACGAUGAGGUCUGGCAGCGGCUCUUACUGCAGGCUGGGCAAGAGAAUGAGUUCAUCAGGAAUGCUAUAUUUGCCAUUGGUGGCUUCAGCCGACGUACAGAUUCGAGCCGAACAUCUGGAGAAGGCUACACUGGGAUCGACGCGGUGAAGUCUGACAAGGCGGCCUUGGCCCAGUACGGGAAGUUCCUCGAAGGAACCAAGAAAUAUAUUGCCAGCACAGGAAGAAAAGAAGGCAGAAGACUUGCAAUGAUUGCCUGUCUACUUGUAGUAUGUAUCGAGAAUAUGCAAUACCGACCUCACAAUGCCCUCCGUCAUGCUCAGCAAGGCUUGAAAUUGGUGGAUGAGAUAAGCGAGGACGAGCGAUCAUCAAGUGCAGAAACCAUCGAAACCGAAUUGAUGCAGCAAUUCAGCCGAUUAGACUUGCAAAUAGUUGGGUGCUAUGACGUUCAGGCAAAAGAUGUACACCGAAAGUUGAAAGGCGAAGGUGCAAACCUGAUUCGAGAAAUGCCAGCGUCGUUUUCCACCAUCGAAGAAGCCGGCGAAUAUUUGGACUUGAUCAUGAGAAGAGCUUUUCACUUCAUGGCAUAUACGAAUUUAGUGCAUAAAGCCCAGUUCAAAUUUGGCUUGGAGGAUGGUACCUCCCACAAGAUGCUUUGUAUUGGCGACGAUGAACGGCAGCCUCGUUCAACACAAUUUGUUGUACAAAUCGAACACGAAAUUUACGUCUCGGAAAUUCGACGGUGGGACAAAGCCUUUGAACGAUUAUUUACUGAAGUUUUGUGGAAUCCAAAUCAUCCAAAUGCCAUCCGUGCGUUGAUGAUGAAAGUCCAUUCAAUAACGACAGCAUUGUCGUUGGCAGACCAUCUUUCUACAUCAGAGCUUCAUUGGGAUGACUUGUUACCGGAGUUUAGGAGUAUCGUGUACUUCUCCAAGAAGCUGCUGGAGCAUCCUGCGUAUGUGAAAGGUCAAUUUGCUUUCGACAUGGGACUGAUAUAUCCAUUGAUUAUGCCAACGUUAAAUUGUCGCGAUAGGAAGCUUCGACGAGAGGCGAUCGACUUGCUCUCAGAAACACCGUGGAGGGAAGCUCAUUGGGAUAGUGCUCACACAGCUGAUGUUGCUAAGUUUGUUAUGCAAGUUGAGGAGGAAGGGGUUGAAACCGAAUUCAUUCCGGAGUGGGCAAGAGUCAGCUCUUUCGAGGUUGACAUUCAAAUGAGUACUGGAAUGGUGUACUUGUCGUGUCUUCGAGGUGUUGGGGAGGCAGCUGUGACUGUUGAAGGAACCCUGGACUGGUCAGGUACAUAG
Messenger RNA from Glarea lozoyensis ATCC 20868, 1680 nucleotides. RefSeq lists its product as uncharacterized. Bases 1 to 1680 code for a protein of 559 amino acids. The transcript is spliced from 2 exons. The record is from RefSeq and is a predicted model, not a curated record. Lineage: Eukaryota; Fungi; Ascomycota; Leotiomycetes; Helotiales; Helotiaceae. Gene Ontology annotation, biological process: regulation of DNA-templated transcription. Gene Ontology annotation, molecular function: DNA-binding transcription factor activity, RNA polymerase II-specific; zinc ion binding.